AUGUCUGCUGGUGUCCACGCCUACCGCAACGCCCUCCGAGCCACGCGGGUGGCGUUUCGCAACGACCUCCCCGUGCUCAACGCUGCCCGCCACAAGAUCCGCGAGGAGUUUGAGGCCAACCGCGACGUCGCCGCCGAAGUUCAAGAAGAGCGCCUCAAGCACAUGAACGAAGUGCUGAAGUUCUUGGUGCAAAACAUCGUCCAAGGUGAGCCUCAGGAUAACGGCAGAGUGAUGUUACAUUUCCACGACCGCACCGAGCUUGGCGACAACGAGACCAUCAAGCAGAACCACCAGGACAACAUGGGGUCGCUCGCCACCGCCAAGGGCGCCAAGUUUAAGAAGUGUUCCGAUUAA
This is a messenger RNA of Diutina rugosa, 354 nucleotides long. RefSeq lists its product as uncharacterized. Bases 1 to 354 code for a protein of 117 amino acids. The transcript has a single exon. NCBI's taxonomy places the organism in Eukaryota, Fungi, Ascomycota, Pichiomycetes, Serinales, Debaryomycetaceae. Gene Ontology annotation, biological process: mitochondrial respiratory chain complex III assembly. The record is from RefSeq and is a predicted model, not a curated record.